Molecule: messenger RNA, 1887 nt
Organism: Nicotiana tabacum (common tobacco)
Lineage: Eukaryota; Viridiplantae; Streptophyta; Magnoliopsida; Solanales; Solanaceae
Source: RefSeq, a predicted model, not a curated record
GUUAGGCAAAUUCCAAGCUUGAUUACGGGUCCCCUGAUGUCAAAUUCUGUCUUGGGGAGAAAGAAAGAAGACCCUGGCUAGUGAAAACACUAUAUAUUCCAGUUAAGGGGUUCUCUAAUAUAUUGAUUAGAAGAUUCAAUUCCUACACAAAAGAGCUUGCUAUCUUCACAAUUAUCAGUAGAAAAUGCACUUGUACAACGCCUGGCUGCCUCCCCCGGUAGCAGAACAGACAAAGGGGGAGAAAGAAUCGUUUGCCAAAGUAGUGAAAUUCGUUAAAGAAUCAUACAAGUCGGAUGAUCCCGAUUCGGUUUACGCCACUCUUAAAUGGGUUUCCGUUCUUGACCUCUUCAUAAAGGCAAAAAGUGAACUAUCUCUGGAGGAUGUUAAAGAAGUAGUUGAAGUUGGAUUGGAAUUGUUUCGUAUAUCAGAAAAUAAACUUUAUGCUCAGGUUAGAUGGGGAAAUAUCUUGGUAAAGGUACUGAAUAAAUACCGGAAAAAGUUGGCUUUGGAAGUUCAAUGGCGCCCUUUAUAUGAUACUCUGGUUCAUACACACUUCACAAGGAAUACGGGCCCAGAAGGGUGGAGAAUAAGACAACGACAUUUUGAGACCGUUACUUCGCUUGUUCGAUCCUGCCGGAGGUUUUUCCCUCCAGGUUCUGCAUUUGAGAUAUGGUCUGAGUUCAGUAUGGUCUUGGGAAAUCCUCCCCUCAGAGCUAGCUCUGGGGUUGAGUUAGGCACAAGGCCCAUUUCUUCACAUGAAGCAUUCCUAGGAUACUUUUGUGAUACUUCAUUUUACUNUUUUGUAAGAUUGUUCCUUCCUACCAAUAGAGACAACCAGGAUUUCUUUUCUCACACAUGGAUUGCUACGUGUUUAGCCCACUGGGAUUCAGUACCAAAUUCCCAGUUUUGGAACAGCCAGUGGGCCUCUGUUACAGCUCGUGUGAUAAAGAACUAUAGCUUCAUUGACUGGGCACAUUACUUACCAGAUAUUUUCAAUAAGUACUUGAAUAUGUUUGAGGUUCCCGUUGCAAAUGGCAGGGGAUCUACUCCAUUCUCUGUGGAUGUUCCCAGAAACACAAGAUUCUUGUUCUCAAAUAGAACAAUCACUCCAUCACAAGCCAUUGCGAAAUCAAUAGUUUAUCUACUAAAACCUGGUAGUUCUGCGCAAGAGCAUUUGGAGAAAUUGGUCAACCUCCUGGAACAGUAUUACCAUCCUUCUAAUGGUGGUCGCUGGACUUAUUCCCUAGAGCGAUUCUUGUUCCACUUGGUAAAUACAUUUCAGAAGCGCUUGCAGCAUGAGCAACAGAGAAAAGAUGAUGGCGAGCAGUCUGAAAUCUUCCUAGGGCAAUCAGAGAGGGUUGCUUUUGUGAUNGUGAAUUCUAUUCUCAAGCUAAUUGAUCGUGGACAGUAUAGCAAAAAUGAACAUCUUUCUGAAACAGUUGCAGCUGCCACUUCUAUCCUUUCAUAUGUUGAACCAUCUAUGGUUCUUCCCUUUCUAUCAUCUCGCUUUCGUAUGGCCUUAGAGACGAUGACAGCCACUCACCAGUUGAAAAGUGCUGUGACGUCUGUAGCAUAUGCUGGUCGAUCUCUUCUCCUGACUAUGUCAGCUUCAUCCAUGGCUUUGGACAUUGUUGAUCGUUCUGAUUCACUUGUUGACCUGAUGAUGAUUUCCUUGUCUAAUGCAUUACUUGGGAUGGAUGCCAAUGACCCACCUAAAACCUUAGCAACAAUGCAACUAAUUGGCUCCUUAUUCUCCAACAUGGCUAUACUGGAAGAGACUAUGGACCAGUCCUCACUCAUGCCAGGAUUUCACUUUUCAGAAUGGCUUGACGAGUUCUUGUACCGCUUAUUUUCGUUACUUCAAAACUUGGAAGCUAACAGUGUUGU